AAAGGAGCACGAAUCUGGCACAGACAUCCGCACCUUGUAUGGAUUGGUGGAGUUCUGGAAGAGGAUAUCAGUUUUCAAACCAGACAAGUCAGAGUACGACUGGAAGAUGAUACGACGGCUGAAUACGACAUAACUUCGUUGGAACAGCUCCCAUUUCUUCGAAAUCCCGCAUUUCUCGUUGGCAAAGAUGAUCUUACACUUCUAUCAUAUCUCCAUGAGCCAGCAGUAUUACACAAUCUACAAGUGCGAUUCGUGAACAGUAAUUCAAUAUACACAUAUUGCGGAAUCGUGCUCGUCGCGAUCAAUCCAUAUGCAGACUGCUCACACAUAUACAGAGAAGAAAUCAUUCAAGUUUAUCAGGGAGCUGGAAAAUCGGCUCGAGAAAUGGAUCCCCACAUUUUUGCGGUGGCAGAAGAAGCUCAUUUUGAUAUGGGAGCUUUUGGAAAAUCACAAUCUAUCAUUGUUAGCGGAGAAUCUGGAGCUGGAAAGACUGUUUCUGCGAAGUUCGUCAUGAGAUAUCUGGCAUCGGUAGCAGCAAGUAGGACGAGAAGUGAAGGAACAACGUCGAUUGAAGCUCGAGUUCUGGCCAGUAAUCCAAUCAUGGAAUCCAUCGGAAACGCUAAAACUAUCAGAAACGAUAACUCGUCUCGGUUCGGAAAAUUCAUACAAAUCAAUUUCUGUGAACGCGGUCGACGAAUCAUUGGUGCUGAAAUGAAGACGUAUCUCCUCGAGAAGAGUCGACUCGUGUUUCAAGCUCCCGGAGAGCGAAACUAUCACAUUUUCUAUCAACUUUGCGCUGCCCGGAAUCAUCCAGCGCUCAAAGAUCUUCAUUUGGGACCGUGUGAAUCUUAUUCAUAUCUCACCCAAGGAGGAGAUAGUCGAAUUCCUGGUGUUGACGAUAAAUCAGACUUCGGAGAGCUGUUAAAAGCACUUCAGUUGCUUGGAUUUGAUAAUAAGCAAAUCAGUGAUGUAUUCCGAGUACUUGCUGGUCUUCUUCUCCUUGGAAAUGUUCAUUUCGAAAACGGAGAGGCAUCUUCUGCAGUUUCGCCUGGAAGCGCUCAAGAGAUUGCUCGAUUAUGCAGUGAGAUGUGGGAAAUCAAUGAAUCAGAUUUACGGGUGUGGCUGACAAGAAGGGAGAUUCGGGCUGUGAACGAAGUUGUGACGAAACCAUUAACUAAAAAUGAAGCUGUUCGAUCAAGAGAUGCACUUACAAAAAUGUUGUAUGCUCAUUUAUUCGGUUGGCUGGUGGACAAGAUCAAUGAAGCACUGAAUGAAAAAGAAAAGUCUGAUGGUGUGAACCGAAGGAAACGGCCAGAUCGAUUUAUUGGUGUUCUUGACAUUUAUGGAUUCGAGACUUUUGAAAUCAACUCAUUCGAACAGUUCUCUAUCAACUAUGCCAAUGAGAAACUUCAACAGCAAUUCAAUCAACACGUUUUCAAGUUGGAACAAGAAGAAUAUGUUCGCGAAGAAAUCGAAUGGGUUCGUGUCGACUUUCAUGAUAAUCAACCGGCGAUUGAUCUUAUCGAGGGACCUGUCGGAAUGAUCAAUUUAUUGGAUGAGCAAUGUAAACGUUUGAAUGGAUCUGAUGCGGAUUGGCUGAGUCAGUUGAGAAACAGUACAGACUUGAAAAGGAAUCCACAAUUAGCCUUCCCGAAAGUUCUGAGCAAAGACUUCAUCGUUCGACACUUUGCUGCUGAUGUCACUUAUAACACUGAAGGUUUCGUCGAGAAGAACAGAGAUGCCAUCGGAGAACAGCUUCUAGAUGUCGUGGUUGCCAGUCGAUUCCAAUUCAUUCGUACAGUUAUCGGGCCUGCUGUUGUAGCAAUUCCAGCUAAUUCAACUCCUGGAAGAAAGACCACAAAGAAAACAGUAGCCAGUCAGUUCCGUGAUUCCUUAAAAGAACUCAUGCAAGUGCUAUGCUCGACGAGACCUCACUAUGUGCGAUGUAUCAAGCCGAACGACAGUAAGAUCAGUUUCGAUUUUGAACCUAAACGCGCCAUACAACAACUUCGUGCAUGUGGUGUCCUUGAAACAGUUCGUAUUUCUGCUGCUGGAUUCCCUUCCAGAUAUCCAUAUGAUGAAUUCGCAAGAAGAUAUCGUGUACUGUAUACAAAACAGUCAGCACUUUGGAGAGACAAACCAAAACAAUUCGCUGAGUUGGCUUGCCAACAAUGUCUAGAAGAAGGAAAAUACGCUCUUGGAAAGACAAAAAUAUUCUUGAGAACUGGCCAAGUUGCUGUACUCGAAAGAGUUCGUUUGGACACACUUGCCGCUGCUGCCAUUGUUAUUCAGAAGACGUGGAAAGGGUUUGUUGCGAGAAGAAAGUACGAGACUAUGCGAAAAUCACUGCUCAUCGUUCAAGCUUCGCUGAAAGCGUUCCUCGCUUUCCGUCGGAUCAAGUAUCUCCAAAUGCAUCGAGCGGUUAUUGUUAUGCAAUCAGCUGUUCGCGGAUACAUUGAACGUCGAAAUUACGAAGCUAUCCGAAAUGCUGUAAUUGGAAUCCAAGCCGCUUUCAAAGCUCAAAGAGUCCGACGAUAUGUUGAGAAGCUCUGCUAUGAAAAGUCAGCAAUCACAAUUCAAUCGGCUUGGCGCGGAUAUGCAGUACGACGUGAGCAGAUUGCUAGAAGGAAGAAGGUGGUUAUGGUUCAGUGCGCUGUCCGUAAAUGGCUAGCCAAGCGUCGACUCCGAGAACUGAAGAUAGAAGCACGAUCUGUUGGUCACCUUCAAAAGUUGAACACUGGUUUGGAGAACAAAAUCAUCGAGUUGCAGAUGCGUUUGGAUAUUGCUAACGCCCGAACCAAAGAAGAAACCGAGAAGCUGAAUACAACGAGCAAGGAUCUUGAGAAGACCAAGGCCGAAUUGGCCAUGAUGGAAGCCGAGAGACUCACUCUUCUGGAGGCACGCCAUCGCGUCGAAGUUCUCCAAGAAGAAGUGGAACGAUUAGAGACAGAAUGUGACCUCAAAGAAGCUCAACGUGGUGGUAUGGAGACUAAAAUGGUCGAUCUCCAGAGCCGUCUUGAACAGAUGCAAUCCGAAUCCGGACAAACCAUUGCCGAGCUCACGGAGCAGCUUGAGAAAUCGAAAUCCGAUCGAAGUGGCUGGGAUUUGGAACGGCAGAAGAUGGAAGCUGAAUUGAACACGGAACGAGCUGCUAGGCACGCCUUGGAUGCGGAAGUUGUUGCAAUGCGAGAGCAGUUGAUGAAGAAUGUGGAUCUUUUUGAAUCCAGUACGUUCCAAAAGAAAUCGAGCCCGAAGAAGACCCGAGAGGAUGAUGGCAGUUCGCGAACUACGUCGAAUCUCUCCCAAUUGACUGGAUCGUUCUCAGCUGAAACCAUGAAUGGAAUGCCACGUGGAUCGCCAGAAGCUUUGCUCGAUAACAUGGCUAUCACUUUUGAGCAAUUGAGAAUGAUCAACGAUCUCCGUCAGCGAAACGAGCAUUGUCAACGGGAAACUGAACGGAUGAAGGCUAUUCUAGAGGCGUCUACUCUCAUCGAUACCCUCGAUAAGAAAACAUCAUUGAAGGCAUUCGAAGCUGUUCGUGUUACUGAACUCGAAGGAGCCUACAAUCGGCUGAAGAAUGACAUGGAACGAAUAGUUUCUGGGCAGAGUGGAGCCACUCAUUCCGUAUUCGAACGUAUUAUGGAGGAGAAUGAGCGUCUUCGUGAUGAAGCUGUCGAGUUGCGUUCAAUGCUCUCCAGUCACUUUGAAAGACAAUCAGUUGCUGGAAGUAGUGGAUACAGAAGAUCGCCAAGACCUGAUUCAGGCCAUUGUUCGGGAGCUGAUUCUGAAGAUGGCAGCAGCGGAGCUGAUCUUGAAGAGGAUUUGUGUAUCGAAAGACAAUGUAGACAUCUCAAGAACCUAGCUGAAAAUCUGACGCGAAUGCUGACCAAUCAAAACAUGGAAAUCGAGCGACUUCAACAACAACUUCGAUUCAGCGAGUCGCAGACUUCCUUCAGGCCAUCCGACGUAUCAUUAGACGAAGCUGUACGAGGCGCACAUAAGCAGACUCAGCUGUUGGCUCAACAAAACAUGGAUCUCAAUGAUAAACUGACUCGUCAAUCGGAAGAAUUGGCCGAGGCACGUGCUCAACUCCGUGGUUACAGUGGACCUUUGGGAUUAGAAAACACAUCGGACGAAGAGAUCAUUCGCCUCGAGGCAUUCGACAAAGGAUCCGUGACACACAGCGGAUUUUUGGAAGUCUACAACGUUCCAGAAUUCGCGAGAAUCAUUGUUUGUGAGCUGAAACCAAGUCUGGCUCGCCUUCUGACCAAGAAUCUGCCCGCCUAUCUUCUUCUCGCCGCAUUCCGCAAUCAUGACGAAAAAAGAGACGAAACGGCUCUCACCGGUCUCUUUUCUUCGGUCCAUCUUGUGCUCAAAGAUACGAUCUCGCGUUCGCACGAUCUCGACCUACUGUCGUUAUGGCUUGUGAACCUCUGGCGUCUUUUCAACCUCCUUCGUCAGUAUUCUGGCGAGGACAAGCAGCCAGAAUGGCACGUGGCCAAUACUGAAACCCAAAAUUCGUAUCGAUUCAAAGCCUACGAUGUGGCACCGAUUCGUGAUCAGCUCAAGUUGAGAAUCGAAGAAUGUUAUUCGAGUUUGAUGAAGAAAGCGAUUGAACAUGUGUUCAGUCCUAAAAUCGUGCCUGGUAUUCUGCAACAUGAAAGUAGUAGUGAUCUAAUGACAGCUGGACAAGACAAGAGAGAUCGUGGAGGUGUCGAUUCGCAGAGGAAGAGUCUCGAUGAUCUGUUGCAGUUCAUGGAUCUUGUUCAUACGAAACUGAAGACGUACGGAGGAGAUGACGUGGUUGUGAAACAAGUCAUCGGACAAAUGGCUAAUUGGAUGUGUGCUCUUGCAUUGAAUCAUAUGAUGUUCAGAAGAGAGUUGUGCAAUUUCGAGAAGGCUAUUCAGAUCAAACACAACGUCACUGAAAUCCAAAACUGGCUCAACGGAAAGGGACUUCCAGACUGCCGUGAAAAUCUGGAACCACUCGUCCAAGCUUGCCAUCUUCUUCAAAGUCGAAAAGAUGCUUCUAACAUGGAUACGCUUUGUGGAGAAAUGACGAGUCGUCUGAAGCCACGUCAAGUUGUUGCCAUCCUCCAACAUUACGAUCCAUCGGACGAGAUGGAGGAUGGAUUGUCUCCAGAAUUCCUUAUACAAAUCCAGAAGAAACUCAACGAACGGGCAAUUGCUAAUGGUGAUCCAAUUGAAGAUAAGGAUACACUGAUCAUGAUGGGUACCUACCUUCCACCGUUCAAUACUCAUCCAUUCUCCUACUCGGACUUCCCACUCGAAACCUUGAGUCUCCCCAGUUGCUUGCACAUGCAAAGCGUUUGUAGACUUGUAUAA
This is a messenger RNA of Caenorhabditis briggsae, 5346 nucleotides long. RefSeq names its product Protein CBR-HUM-2 (gene Cbr-hum-2). The annotation marks the transcript as partial. Gene Ontology annotation, cellular component: vesicle; actin cytoskeleton; cytoplasm. Gene Ontology annotation, biological process: actin filament organization; vesicle transport along actin filament. NCBI's taxonomy places the organism in Eukaryota, Metazoa, Nematoda, Chromadorea, Rhabditida, Rhabditidae. The transcript is spliced from 16 exons. Gene Ontology annotation, molecular function: ATP binding; microfilament motor activity; actin filament binding. The record is from RefSeq and is a predicted model, not a curated record.